AUGAGUGUCCCGGCGGCGGCCUUGGUCCGGCGGCUGUUGGCGGCGCGCGCAGUCCUUCCCUGUCUUUGGAGAGGAAAGUACUUCACCUCUGGGAAUGAACCGGCAGAAAGUAACCCGGUGACCCCUAUGCUGCGGCAUCUUAUGUACAAAAUCAAGUCUACCGGUCCCAUCACCGUGGCCGAGUACAUGAAGGAGGUCUUGACCAACCCAGCCAAGGGCUAUUAUGUGAACCGUGACAUGCUAGGAGAAAAAGGAGAUUUCAUUACUUCACCUGAAAUAAGUCAGAUCUUUGGGGAGCUCCUAGGGAUAUGGUUCAUCAGUGAAUGGAUAGCCGCUGGAAAAAAUGCAGCUUUCCAGCUGGUGGAAUUGGGCCCAGGCAAGGGUACCCUCUUAGGAGAUAUUUUGAGGGUAUUCGGUCAGCUUGGAUCUAUGCUGAAAAACUGUGACAUUUCAAUACAUCUGGUAGAGGUGAGCCAAAAAUUAAGUGAGAUUCAAGCAUUAACGUUGACUGAAGAGAAGGUCCCAUUAGAGCGAAAUGGUGGAUCCCCCGUAUAUAUGAAAGGUGUCACUAAGUCUGGAAUUCCAAUUUCCUGGUACCGAGAUCUGCAAGAUGUUCCAAAAGAGUACAGCUUUUAUCUUGCACAUGAAUUUUUCGAUGUUCUUCCUGUGCAUAAGUUUCAGAAAACACCACACGGAUGGCGAGAAGUACUUAUUGAUAUUGAUCCACAGGUUUCUGAUAAACUGAGAUUUGUUUUGGCACCUUGUGCCACCCCAGCAGAAGCCUUCAUACAGUGUGAUGAAACAAGGGAUCACGUGGAAGUGUGUCCUGAUGCUGGUGUUAUCAUUCAGGAACUUUCUCAACGCAUUUCACUAACUGGAGGUGCUGCCCUGAUUGCUGAUUAUGGUCAUGAUGGAACUAAGACAGAUACCUUCAGAGGCUUUUGUGGCCACAGGCUUCAUGAUGUCUUAAUUGCGCCGGGAACAGCAGACCUAACGGCUGAUGUGGACUUCAGUUACUUGUGCAGAAUGUCCCAGGGGAAAGUAGCUUCUCUGGGUCCAAUAAAACAGCAAACAUUUUUAAGAAAUAUGGGCACUGAUGUCCGACUGAAGAUUCUUUUAGAUAAAUCAGAUGAGCCAUCAUUGAGGCAGCAGUUACUUCAGGGGUAUGAUAUGUUAAUGAAUCCUACGAAGAUGGGAGAAAGAUUUAACUUUUUUGCCUUGAUACCUCAUCAGAGACUUAAUGGUAGAAUGCAUCAGAUGAAUGCAUAUCAGUCAAAACCCUCUCCAUCACCUGUAGCUGGAUUUGGUGAACUUACUUGGCGGUGAUAUUACAGUU
Hippopotamus amphibius kiboko is the source of this 1336-nucleotide messenger RNA. Its product is annotated as protein arginine methyltransferase NDUFAF7, mitochondrial-like. The record is from RefSeq and is a predicted model, not a curated record. Gene Ontology annotation, cellular component: mitochondrion. Bases 1 to 1326 code for a protein of 441 amino acids. NCBI's taxonomy places the organism in Eukaryota, Metazoa, Chordata, Mammalia, Artiodactyla, Hippopotamidae. The transcript has a single exon. Gene Ontology annotation, molecular function: protein-arginine omega-N symmetric methyltransferase activity. Gene Ontology annotation, biological process: mitochondrial respiratory chain complex I assembly.